CUUUUCCUCAGCAACCUUUGUUUCCCUCCCAAUCCUCCAUCAUACCACUUACAUCGCCUAUCCAACUUUCUCCCGCAAGUUCUCCCUUGUUCGUCCUACUAGGGAGAUAUAUUCCGGCGCCAAAAAAAUGGCCUACUAUAAUUCGAAUCCUGAUGCUCUCCCAGCCCACGCAGAACCGGAGCAAGCCGCCCAGAUGAUGAGCGGCGGAUACGAAAACCGUCCCCCUCCGAAUCGCCCACCUCCAGUGGGAUCAAACUACGGAGGUGGCGGUGUGAAGCCAAUGUCCCCCCGCCCGGACCCGUACCGCCAGCAGCAAGGACACCAGGGGUAUAACCAGCCACCGCCCGGGCGACCCCAGCAGUUCCAAUCCCCACCUCCGGGGCAAUUCGGUGGCGCUGGACAGCGGCCUCCACCGGUUUCAAGACCUCCGCCCACGCCUGCCCCAGCCCAGGGGGUCGAUCCGACGUUGUUCCCGCUAUUUAAGGCUGUGGACAAGGAUGGCAGUGGACAACUGAGUGAGAAGGAGCUUCGAGCUGCACUCGUCAAUGGGGAUUGGACUUCCUUUGAUCCUCACACUGUUCGUAUGAUGAUUAGAAUGUUUGACACUGACCGUUCCGGCACAAUCGGCUUCAAUGAAUUCUGCGGUCUCUGGGGCUUCUUGGCCGCCUGGCGCUCCCUGUUCGACCGCUUCGACGAAGAUGGCAGCGGUAACAUUAGCAUCCAAGAAUUCUCCAACGCUCUAACCGCAUUCGGCUACCGUCUUUCACCCCAGUUCGUGCAACUGCUUUUUAGGUCAUACGACCGAAGAGGGCAAGAGGCCAUCUCUUUCGACUUGUUUGUGCAGAGCUGUAUCAGCCUUAAGCGCAUGACAGAAGUAUUUAAGAAGUACGAUGACGAUCGAGAUGGAUAUAUCACCUUAAGCUUCGAAGAAUUCCUAACCGAAAUUCUCCGGCAACGUUGAUAUAACUAUCAAUCGGUUUAACCCUUCCUAUUUUCGCCUUCAACCCAACCAUUUCUUUGAGUUCGUCAGUCGGUCAGUCGGUCGGUCGGUCGGUCAACGGGAUCUUGGAAAUUCGGGAUAGACAGUCACCAAAUUUUAUUCGCUUAUGGCUAAUCAUGAUUUCCUCUCUCCCCUUCUUCCUUUCCGUCGUCCGUCUGUUUGACGAUUUUGUCUUGCGGUAGGUAAAUUAGGGAGAACAAAAAAAUUAUAUUCUCGCAUACUUAAAAAAA
Molecule: messenger RNA, 1230 nt
Organism: Tuber melanosporum (Perigord truffle)
Lineage: Eukaryota; Fungi; Ascomycota; Pezizomycetes; Pezizales; Tuberaceae
Exons: 12
Coding region: 128-961 (277 amino acids)
Molecular function (GO): calcium ion binding
Source: RefSeq, a predicted model, not a curated record